Lolium perenne is the source of this 804-nucleotide messenger RNA. RefSeq lists its product as uncharacterized. Lineage: Eukaryota; Viridiplantae; Streptophyta; Magnoliopsida; Poales; Poaceae. The record is from RefSeq and is a predicted model, not a curated record.
AUCCUCCACAUCCUCCAGCCCCGCCUUGUUCAAUUAUUGCCUUCUUCUCCCCUCUCCUCCCGUCCCAUCUAAUCCCCCUCACACCUCCCCGGUAAUGGCGAUGGCGUCGUCGCGGGCGCUGCUGAUGGUAGCGGUGGCCGUCGCGGCGGUUUGGUGCGGCGAGGCGGGGUCGGCGCCGACGGCGGCGGCGGAGGCGGCGCACGACGUGCUGACCGCGCACGGGCUGCCGCGGGGCCUGCUCCCCGCCGGGAUCGCCGCGUUCUCGCACGACCCGGCCACCGGCCGCUUCGAGGCGUCCCUGGACGCGCCCUGCACGGCCAAGGCCGAGGUCGACCUGCGGUACAACGCCACCGUGUCCGGCGAGAUCAGCUACGGCCGGAUCAGCGACCUCUCCGGCGUCUCCGCGCAGGACCUCUUCCUCUGGUUCGCCGUCCUCAGCAUCCGCGUCGACGUGCCCUCGUCCGGCGUCAUCUACUUCGACGUCGGCGUCGUGUUCAAGCACUUCCCGCUCUCCUUUUUCGAGGCCCCGCCGCCCUGCGUCCCCACCUCCUUCAUCCUCCUCGCGCCGCACAAACUGGGUGGUGACGAAGGAUCGGUGGACGGCGGCACGGCGCUGCAAUAAUGGGACAGACGGGACGGAUUCCCCCGGAGCCAGAAGCCCAGUUUUGAGAAGUGAUCGGCCGGCUGUCCGCCGGCGGACGGCCCCGCCGGUUUCAUCAUGUGCAGAUAGAUAGAAGUGGCCAUUAUUCCUUUUGUUUGCGAACUAGCAUCCAGUAAUCCCUUCCCUGCCACCACCUAGUCAAA